This is a messenger RNA of Monascus purpureus, 3391 nucleotides long. The record is from the annotation of a GenBank genome assembly. NCBI's taxonomy places the organism in Eukaryota, Fungi, Ascomycota, Eurotiomycetes, Eurotiales, Aspergillaceae.
CUUUUUUAAAAUCGGCCCUAAGAUGUGGAACACGCGAGAAUCGCCGCUGAUUUAAACAUCCUCUUUCUCCAACAGGGAGUGCUUAGGCCAGGUGUAAGCUACAGGGAUAGAGCACGACUACGCUGUACAUACAAUCAUGAAUUGUCCCUCCCGAACUGAUGACACCCUCGAGAAUCCGGGUUGGAACCAGAACCCGUCGCCACUCAAUGCAGAUAUAACAACCCGAAACGACUUCAACGGCAUUGCCAAUGCCCGCGAGCACAGGAAACGUACGUCGAGUCCAGGAGGGGUGACUACUGAUGAUACUGUGUCUCGACUGUCACCGCAACCUCUGGAUAAUGGAGACACCCCGUCCGAAAAGGGGCCCUCGGGCGAGGUAGUCCCCACUGUCUCCACGGGUGAACUGCCCGAGAGCAACAGGGGAUCAUUACCUCGCCGUCUUUUAAAACGUUUGAAUUUGGAUAACACUUUUUUCCAGCAUGUCGCCCAGAAGAUUUCCAAAUAUGCCCGUUUCGUCGGGCCGGGCUUCCUGGUUGCCGUCGCCUAUAUCGACCCUGGAAACUAUUCCACCGACGUCGCUGCUGGUGCGAGUUACCAGUAUCGGCUGCUCUUCAUUGUCCUUGUGUCCAACCUCUUCGCUAUCUUCCUGCAGUCCUUGUGCAUCAAGCUGGGCAGCGUGACCGGCUUGAACUUGGCAGAGAACUGCAGGGAACAUCUUCCCCGAUGGAUCGUUAUCAUUCUCUACAUUUUCGCAGAAGCUGCUAUUGUCGCUACUGAUAUUGCAGAGGUCAUCGGAUCUGCAAUCGCGCUCAACCUCCUGGGGAACAUCCCCUUGGUUGCUGGCUGUGCGAUCACCCUUGCCGACGUCCUCUUCCUUCUCAUAUUCUACAGGCCUAGUGGAUCCAUGUGGGGUUUGCGAGCCUUUGAGUAUUUUGUCAUGGGACUAGUCCUGGCAGUCGUGAUUUGCUUUUGUGUUCAGCUCUCCCUCAUCAGGGGCCAGUCGGUUGGCCAUGUUUUCAAAGGAUAUCUACCUUCCUCGGCCGUGGUCAAGUCUAACGGCCUGUAUCAAAGCUGUGGGAUUCUCGGUGCUACUGUGAUGCCUCAUUCUAUUUUCCUGGGAAGCGGCGUCGUUCAAGCACGGCUAAAGGAGUUUGAUGUGAAAAGUGGCUACGUCGACGCUUCUGUCCCCUUGGGAAGCAAUGGCGGAGAGGUAGAAUACCGGCCAACACUCGGUGCGAUUCGCAGUUGUCUUAAGUACUCUAUCAUAGAGCUUACGCUUUCGCUUUUCACAUUUGCGCUUUUCGUCAACAGUGCCAUCCUGAUCGUCGCUGGGGCCGCCCUGUACGGAAAACCAGGCAGUGACGAUGCCGACCUUUGGGGGAUCCACGAUCUUCUCUCCAAGUCUAUUUCCCCGGCUGCAGGAACGAUCUUCGCAUUGGCUUUGCUUCUGUCCGGCUUGUCUGCUGGAAUCGUCUGCACUAUGGCAGGGCAAAUGGUCAGUGAAGGUAUGCUGAGAUGGAGCAUUAAGCCAUGGCUCCGGAGACUUAUCACUCGCUCCAUCAGCAUAAUUCCAAGUAUCAUCAUUGCGGCAGCUGUCGGCAAAGAGGGAUUGGAUCAAACUCUCAAUGCAUCCCAGGUUGUUUUGAGCGUCAUAUUGCCGUUUGUGACUGCUCCUUUGGUUUAUUUCACUUGCCGCAACAAGUACAUGACUGUUCGGACAGGUGAGGCUGGUGAAGUGAUCGAGGCCCCAAACGAUGCCCAGACAGAAGGAGUCAAAAUGCGGAACAACUUCUUCGUCUCCGCCCUUGCCAUUCUGAUCUGGAUCAUCAUUGCUGUGAUGAAUGUAGCUCUAAUCGUCCUUGUUGGGCUUGGAAAAGCCUGAACAGUGGCAGGAUGCAGUGCAAGCUACUGGAAGCCAGAUCUAGGACAGCGAAGGACGUACUCAACCGCUCUUCGUUUGCUGGAACAUCUUGGUAUCUAUGGAACUAUGCUUGCAAUUCCGGUUAGAUGAUUUUGGUGAGAAAAUCGGAUGACCGCGUGGAAGAAGAUGAAAGGAUUGCCAGACUGGGCAAGAAAAAAAUUACUGCUAGAAAGAAAUAAAUAGACAUGGAAGUUAGAAAAGAAGAAUAGUCCCAAACUCCAAUAACAGCCGAUUGCAUAGAACCACCAUAACGCCCUUGCAUAUGUUUAACUAGCAGCCUCCUUAACUUUGCCCUCCUCAGGAGACUUAUCAAUAAACUGAGGAAGCGCCACUUCAUCCUGCAUGAAACUUGGCAUAGCGCUCUCAGCCAUCGAGUCCUCAUACAUGGUUUCUUCACCGAGCGCUUCCAGCUCGGCGUCUAGUUCCGCCUCAUCCACCUCUUCAGGCACAUCGUAAGCCCGGGAUAUACUCUCCUGAAUUUCAUUUCCGACAUCCAUCAGGUCGGCCAUUUCGUCCUGCAUCCGCUCGAUUUUAUCAAUAUCGAUCUUGCCGUACUGUUUCUUGAGAGCCUUUGUUGUCGUCUUCAUCGCAUCGACGGUCGUCGCAACAUUCUUCAGAUUAUCCUGCAUCAUAGCUGCCUGCUCCAUAUUCCACGACUGCUGCGACAGCUGAUCCCGCUGCGCCUCGUAUUGCUUUCGACGUUGUAGUACCUUGAGUGCUUUCUGGCGGAGGGCGUUCUUGCCCGGUCCAUCACGCAUCUUGGAGAUUUUGGUCUGGUACGUUGAAAGUUCGGAGUUAAGAGCUGACAGCUUCACGUCGAUGCUGGAUAUGCGGUUAUCUACCUAUUACAAGUCAGCGGGCUUUGCUGGAUGUUUGGUGCUGUCCGUGAUGCGGGGGAGGGGGAGGCAUAUAUUUGGCCGUAGCAAGAGCGUAAUAAACUCACAUUUGAAAUUGCACUGUCCAGCGUCGGCUUAGGAGCCGUAUUCUUUGCUCCGAACAGCCGAUUCAUUGUGGAUGGAGAUGGUGAUUCGCGAGGUGAUCAAUGAGAAUGGGAUUCGUGAGAUGCUGCGCAGGUAGCAAUCUGCUGACUUAGUGGUCUUGGGCACGGGCUAGGGUCGUGUGAGGGAGGAAAACAGCCUGUCUCUGUAAUAUACGGCGUUUUUCAAUAUCGUGACAGAAGGCCAACGCUCUUGCAGGCUUCAGCGUUGGCAGGACGUCGUUCCUGGCGGUCUCCUGCUCGUCGUUCGCAGCCAGAAGGCGACGUCAAGCACAGUACAAAAAGCACGUGAUCUGAACGAUGGGGCUCUGUAUGGAGACAUACUUGCUCAAGACGGACGCAGGAAGUCGGUAUACGCGUUGUGGCUUGGAUGAAAAUAUUCUAGGUAUAUUUUGCUGCUAUUUCAAGACAAGAACCCCUGCGUGCCCGCAUGAGAACCACCCAUGAUGCCAGCAGUAAAUAGUAAUAUUGAU